UGAUAAAUGCGUUUUAAAGAGGAAACUGUAAGCUUUCUAUUUAUUUCUUCGUGAAUAUCAUACACCAACUCGUCUACUGUAAACGAUCAAAAUCAGUGUUUUUGCUUCAACAUUAAAUAAUUCUGCGAAAAAAACAUACUGCAAUCUACAAGGAUGCAAAUUAAAAUAGAAGUCCGAGCACCACGUGUCCACAUAUACAUCUAAAAAUACUUUGGCAGUACAGUGCGGGCAUACGAUCGCGCUGAUGAGAUCCGAUCGAUCGUCUCAGGUAGCGGAAUGGACUUGUCGCGCUACCGCAAAAUCAUCAUCUACGUGUUGACGUUUCUCGCGUACGGGUGGUCCGGCUAUGGCUCCGGAUUGUUGUCGAAUCUGCGGGACGCCGUGUUGGCAGCGGAGACGGUUUUUCACGACUUCUUCGAGAACGCCAUAACCGUAGCUAAGAAAAUCAAGGACAUACACGAAGUGUUUGACGCUGCGGUGGAAGAAAACUGCGUCUUCCAAUGUCCUGAUGGAUCCGCGCCGAAACCAGACUGGAAUCACAAACCACAAAGCAACGGAUGUGGUUCUCUUGGAAUCGAGGUAAAUCAAGAAUACCUUCCGUUGGCCGAGAUGACCAAGUGCUGCGAUUUCCAUGACUUUUGCUACGACACGUGCAACACCGAUAAGGAAAAAUGCGAUCUGGAGUUUAAGAGGUGCCUCUAUAAGUUCUGCGACACGUAUCAGACCACCGGCGUGACGAUUGUCAAUACGUGCAAGGGCGCGGCAAAAGUGCUGUACACGGGGACAACCGCACUCGGUUGCAAGAGCUUCCUCGACGCCCAGAAGAAAGCUUGCUAUUGUCCGGGCAAGAGUAAUCAUAAGAGCAAAAAACACAAGAAAGCAGCGCAGGCCGGCGGCGAAUUAUAACGUCACGCCUAACAUAAGAUAAUGCGAUGAAUUUAUUUAUGAAAAUAUGUUGUACUGAUAUAACUAUUCUAAGCAUUAUUUAAGAAUUUAAUGUCAAUUGCGGAUGACAAACUUCGUGCGAAAAUGGGGUCGAUAUAUCCCCAGCAUGUUGUAGAAAUUUUGUUACAAGUGAAGAGCAAUAAUAUUCUUCAUAAUUAA
Odontomachus brunneus is the source of this 1104-nucleotide messenger RNA. It is a transcript of the gene GXIVsPLA2, whose product is annotated as group XIIA secretory phospholipase A2. Gene Ontology annotation, cellular component: extracellular region. The transcript is spliced from 4 exons. Gene Ontology annotation, molecular function: A2-type glycerophospholipase activity; calcium ion binding. The record is from RefSeq and is a predicted model, not a curated record. Gene Ontology annotation, biological process: arachidonate secretion; lipid catabolic process; phospholipid metabolic process. Lineage: Eukaryota; Metazoa; Arthropoda; Insecta; Hymenoptera; Formicidae. The coding region runs from base 277 to 906 and encodes 209 amino acids.